CAGCCCCGACCCCUGCCACCGGCACAUGGUACAGUCCCUAUCGCAGGGUGGGGGAGCGUGUGGGAGAGGCGCACAGAUUCUGUCUAACGGAGAAGGAAACGGGCGAAAAACAUGACUCACAAUCGCCCCGGAGAAGGUUUCCACCUUGAAGGAAUAAAACUAUUUUUCCCGUUCUGAGAAGGACGAGUAUACGAGGACAGUAAGUGCGAGAGAAGAAAGCGGAAGCAGACUGACGAGUGGGCCCGUCAAGAAGCGAAAGGCAGCAAGCUCAGGAACUCUGGAAUUGGUUUCUUUUGUUUACUCCGAGGCGACUCUGAAGUUUUGGCUUGUUGCAGUUCAGUCGUUGUUUGCGAUAUUGCUAUCGAGUAAUUACCUCAGAGACUCGACCUCUUCCUGGACCGUGUUAUUGGGCCGGUGUUUCGGAGUGUAACGCGGCCCGUCGUCGGCUUUUGUCUAACGCGGGGGACAUUCGGCCCCAGCGCACAGACGCUGGAGCUAUACCGCCUCUCGGUAUUUCCUCCGCUUCUGAAUCGGAGCUGAAAGAGUUCCUCGGCUGAGGUGAAGUGUUCCCGUGCUGGUGGUUCGUCACUUUGCGCCAGCCGGCGGUCCCGUUGACUCGUGAAUGCUCAAGUACAGUUAGAGUAACUUUGUGUGGAGCUACACACCUCUGAAGCAACAAGGCGCACUGGAUUGCGCAAAAAGUGCUUCUUGUUAAGGCUGAGUGUAUACUAAUAUUGUUUGGCUAAUAAAAGGGCGCCUUUUUAGCCUGACAGAGGGCAGCCACCUCUUGCUGUAGGCUUUGAAGGGAAACGGCACAGGACUGCGUGGAGCUCAGGCUGAAUAUACUGUGUGACUUUCUCGGUGCAGGCUGUUUGUGUCACUGGAUUAGUCUGAGUGAUCACAUCACUCUGUGCUGUCCUACUCUGUCUGGCAACGAGUCCCCCAGAAAGCACCAGUAAUUGGGGCUAUUUUUAGUGUCAGGGAUGGGGUAAAAGCAGGCAGCUGGAAACCCAACUCCCCUCCAUCUCCUUCUCUUCCAUCCCAUCUAUCAUCCUACCUCGCUCGUCCACCUGGCAGUAUGCUUGGCGAGCCUGGUUAGCACAGGUUCCACUUACAGCUAGUUGAGGUGGCUUAUAAGUAGUCUGGAAAAACAGCAACAACUGGACAUACUCUGCUGCAUAAUAAUAAUAAUAAUAAUAAGAGAUGUGCUUGAACCAUACUGACCAUGUAGUCUAAGGAACCUGGCAAAACUAGCAGUCCUGUGCUCCACUGGUCAAAUCUUCAGCGGACACAAAGCCCGUUCUGGAUUGCUCCUGAAAUGGCUGAAGAACUAGCUACUUACUUUUGGUUUAUUCUGGCCAAGACUUACUGAACGUAUCAAAGAGACUCUAUGCCUUUAUCCCUGGGACGUUUGGCCUCAACGCGUAAUCGCAGUAGACACUAGAUUCGAUAAAAGGCUUGCUUUUGACUACCUGAAAGAUCAGUCACCAGCGACCUGGAGUGAUACACGCCUCCAGCGCACAGAAAGAAUGCAUGAAACUGCCAAAACCAACCUAACGAGAAACUGACCUGACUAACCAAAUAUUCUUUCCCUUCCACUCCCAUGUCUGCAGAGAGACAGAAUAUAUAUCUAUAUGUACCAUGAGAGAUCUAUAUAUAGUGUAACACCACAAAAGACAGAAAUUACAUCCUUUAUAUUUUUACUUCCGAGAGACAAGCUGCCUGUACACCAUUUGGUUGCCUUAGAAACCACAGUCACAAAAGAUUAAAAAAAAACAUUUUUUUUAAAAACAAGCCAGAGAAGACGGUGCCUUUUGAUUGGUUGGUUGGUUGGUUUCCCACCACGUCAAGAUUCCUUUUUUAGUUGGAUGUAAACUUUUGAAGCAAACUCUGGGAUUGAUGACAGUUACCUGACCCGCACGAGUUCUGCUCGUCUGUCACGCCGUUUUGAUUGACACUGUUUCCCUGCUGCAUUGGACAUUUCCAAGCAUUUCCAUGGUUGUCACGUCGUCAUCUGUGGAAGACCAGACUGUGCCCACUUGCAGGAUGGUCCAGUCAGAACCUUGGAUCGCCUCAGCCCUGCUCCGCAAGAACAAGAGUGUAAGCAGCUCAGGAUGUCCGCCCACCUCCUCCUCCUCCUCCUCCUCCUCCACUGCCCAGGGCUUCUCCCUCGCUGAGCCAGCCAUGACCAGCCAGCACUCACAUACACACCCCUCCUUCAGCUCCAUCCACUCCAUGGCCGAGCAGCAGCAGGUGCUGUCUGAUAUGACCAUACUCCAGCGGAGAAUUCCCCCUAGUUUCAGAGACCCUGCCAGCGCUCCAUUGAGAAAACUCUCUGUUGACCUCAUCAAAACUUAUAAGCACAUCAAUGAGGUGUACUAUACUAAGAAGAAGCGGCGGGCCCAGCAGGUCCCUCCUGAGGACAGCAGCACGAAGAAGGAGAGAAAAAUCUAUAACGAUGGCUAUGACGAUGACAAUUAUGACUACAUUGUGAAAAAUGGAGAAAAGUGGCUGGACCGCUAUGAGAUAGACUCACUGAUUGGGAAAGGCUCGUUCGGACAGGUGGUGAAGGCCUACGACCACCAUGAGCAGGAGUGGGUUGCCAUUAAGAUCAUUAAGAACAAAAAGGCUUUUUUGAACCAGGCACAGAUAGAACUACGCCUGCUGGAGCUCAUGAACAAGCACGACACUGAGAUGAAAUAUUACAUAGUCCACCUGAAGCGUCACUUUAUGUUUAGGAACCAUCUCUGUUUGGUGUUUGAGUUGUUGAGCUACAACCUGUACGAUCUGCUGAGGAACACCAAUUUCAGAGGAGUUUCCCUCAACCUCACCAGGAAAUUUGCACAGCAGCUCUGUACAGCACUAUUAUUCCUGGCCACUCCGGAGCUGUCAAUCAUCCACUGCGACCUGAAACCAGAGAACAUACUGCUGUGUAACCCCAAGAGAUCAGCCAUCAAAAUAGUUGAUUUUGGAUCCUCCUGCCAGCUCGGACAGAGAAUCUAUCAGUACAUCCAGAGCAGGUUUUACCGCUCUCCCGAGGUUCUGUUGGGAAUGCCGUAUGACCUGGCUAUCGACAUGUGGUCUCUGGGAUGCAUCCUGGUGGAGAUGCACACGGGGGAGCCUCUCUUCAGCGGCUCCAAUGAGGUUGACCAGAUGAAUAAAAUCGUGGAGGUUCUGGGAGUUCCACCCAGCCACAUGCUGGAUGCAGCUCCUAAAGCCAGGAAGUAUUUUGACAAGCUGUCAGAUGGUCUGUGGACAGUGAAGAAGAACAAGGAUGUCAAGAAGGACCUGAUCCUGCGCAUGCUGGACUACGACCCUAAAAGCCGCAUCACGCCAUUCUACGCCCUGCAGCACAAUUUCUUCAAGAAAACAACAGAUGAAGGAACCAAUACUAGUUCAUCUACAUCCACCUCUCCUGCCAUGGACCACUCUCAUUCUGCCUCCACUACUAGCUCUGUUUCUAGCUCUGGUGGCUCCAGUGGUUCUUCCAAUGACAACCGCAACUACCGCUACAGUAAUCGUUACUACAACUCUGCUGUUACACAUUCAGACUAUGAGAUGACCAGCCCUCAGGCUCCCUCACAGCAGCAGAUGAGAAUGUGGCCAGGCAGCGAUGGCGGAGGUGGGGGUCAGGAUCCAGGAUACACCCAGUUGCUGCUCCAUAAGCCAGCUGCCUCCCAACAACACCAGCGCCACUUCUUGGACCCGCCCCACCACCCACACCCAACUUACUCCCACCAUGGGAAUGGUGGCCGUGGCCUGAGGCAGGGUGGACAGACAGGCAUCGGCGGAGGGGGGGGCCCACAGGGAUCCUCGCCCCAGAUGAGUGACAGCAUGGAUGUGAGUGUAUCCCUGGGGCUGCACCACCUGGGGGCGGUGUCUUCCAUGGAGGCCUCUCAGUUUGGCUCUGCAUCUCUGCCCCUCGCUCUGCCAAUCGGACUGUCUGCCUUCCGGACUCGGACGGCUCCCACCGCCCCAGGGCCACAAGCCCAGCCCCCUGAAGACUACUACCCCGCCUCCAACAACAAUAACCCCACUGGGGGAGGCAGAGGGAGGCCGGACUCAGACGAGGGGCCAGCCAACUCUUGAUAAAACCUGAACCAUGCCCUAAAGCCAUACAAUUUUAACUACAACUACUACAACUACACACAUACAGCCAGAGUUCAGAGACAAAGAGGUGAACUUUGUGCUGAAGGAGACUUUGUACUGCAUGAGAGGAGGAGGAAGAAGGAGGAGGAUGCUGGGAAAACUCCUUUUUCCUGUUUUAGUUUGUCUUUGUCGCGCCUGUAACUGGAAAGGAAUGAUUGUGACCAGUUUGUUUUUAUUAAUUUUAGUGUUGAUUAAUAUCAUUUGAUUUUUCUCGGGUUUGAGGAGUUGUGUGUUCUGUGUGGUUGUUGUUUGAGUCUGGAGAGGAGGAGGAGGAGGAUGAAGGGGAAAGAGAGAGAAGUUUCCCAUUUUAUUCCAUGAGGUAGCUGCGAGCUGAAGGAGGGCUCGUGCUCGCAGCAGUUCAUGUCUGCACACGUGCGUGCGUGCAUGUGUGUUUGUACGAUAUGAGAUCAGAUUUGUAGCAGGCCCCCCCCUCGCUGAUCUGGACGUGUCGAAUUCAGGUCACAGGUGAAGUGAAAAGGACCCAUUAUGAAAGUAGGUGUAAAUGCAGGCAGGAGGCGAUACAUAUAUAUAUAUAUAUGCAUAUGUGUGUAUAUGUAUGUGCUGCUACACGAAGAACACAGGCGAUCUGACAGGUUGUGAUUGAGGACUCUCUCGUUUUUCUUUGCGUUCGUGUUCUUCCUCUGAUGUUUGGUCGCAGCGGCACGGACAGCGAGAGGGAGACGGAGGGAGGCGGUGGUCACGGGACACUGACGCCUUGCUGACACUCACAGGGAUCUCCUCCUCCUCCUUCUCCGCCUCACGCUCUCCCUGCUUUCCUCUUCCUCUCCUUCUCCUGUUGUGUUUCUCCUCCAGACAGCUCCUCCUCUCUGUGCUGCUAAUCACCAUGACAACUGGUCCGGAUUGCUGCUAAAGAUCCAACACAGAUCAAUAAAAAAAAUAAAAAGAAAUAGAAACAGAAAUUUAAAAAAAAACUUUUUAACCCUUCUGCUUAAGAGAAAAGGAUAAAGUAAGAACCACUGCAUCUCAAUGUAUUUAUUACUAUUUAACAAGAAAAAAACAAACUGAAAGUAACCCUUUUUUCUGCUCUUCUUUGUUUGGUUGCCUUCUUUCUGCAGGUGAGCUCUGAUUGGCUAUUGUAACAGUGACAGUAACUGGUGACAUGGGAAUGCCACUGGUUGUGGGGCUGGGUGGAGGGUAAGGGUUGGGGCAAAAUAAAGUUGGAUAUAUAAUAAGAAUAAAGAGUAUACUUUUGCACACCAAAG
Neolamprologus brichardi is the source of this 5372-nucleotide messenger RNA. NCBI's taxonomy places the organism in Eukaryota, Metazoa, Chordata, Actinopteri, Cichliformes, Cichlidae. The record is from RefSeq and is a predicted model, not a curated record.